Molecule: messenger RNA, 1170 nt
Organism: Gamsiella multidivaricata
Lineage: Eukaryota; Fungi; Mortierellomycota; Mortierellomycetes; Mortierellales; Mortierellaceae
Product: major facilitator superfamily domain-containing protein
Exons: 4
Coding region: 1-1170 (389 amino acids)
Biological process (GO): transmembrane transport
Cellular component (GO): fungal-type vacuole membrane
Molecular function (GO): transmembrane transporter activity
Source: RefSeq, a predicted model, not a curated record
AUGGAAGGCAAGCUACUCGACUACCCCGAGGGUGGAUUCGGCUGGCUCGUCGUCCUGUCCUCGUUCGUGGUCAACUUCUGGGCAUUCGCACCCAACAUCACCUUUGGUGUUUACCAAGCCUACUUUUUGCAAUCCAACACCUUCCCGGGCGCCCUGCCCACGGAUAUCUCAUGGGUCGGUAGUAUCGGUGCUUCCGCCAUGUUUCUUCCAGGCCCCUUCGUAGCGCCCCUGACCCGGUUUCUGGGCCUGCGCGCCGUCGUCGCGAUCGGCAUCCUAGUCGCGUCCCUGGGAUUCAUCACAGCGAGUUUUGCGACACAGCUGUGGCAUUUGUAUUUGACCCAGGGGUUGCUGUUUGGUGUUGGUGGUGGAUUGGUCUUCUUCUCCUCAAUCUCGGUCACGGCGCAGUACUUUGAGAGGCGUCGUGGAUUGGCCAACGGAAUCGCGGUCGCAGGAUCGGGUAUUGGAGGAUUGGCCCUGGCGCCAUUGACGAGAUUUUUGAUCGCACAGGUCGGUGUCCGGUGGUGUCAGCGCAUUACUGGAUUUGCGGUUCUGGGCUUUAUGUCGGCGGUUUUUGCGUUCAUUAAGCCGAGAGUGAAGACUGCGAAAAAAGGUCCCAUCUUUGAUUUAAGAUAUAUGGUACCGAUCUUCUUGAUCCCAACGUACAGCAGCGUGGAACUCAAUCAAUCCGCCAGCACUGGUGCCAACCUCAUCAGUCUCUUCUCAGGCAUCAAUGCCGCAUCACGAAUCGGGCUGGGUGUUGCUGCCGACAAACUUGGACGCACCAACACCCUGUUCACAUGCUGUUUCUUCGCCGGACUAUCUUGCCUCGCGAUCUGGUACGUUUCCCAGAGUGCGGCCUCCACUAUUGGGAUCUUGACCGCCUUCAUGUGUGUCUACGGUCUGUUCGGAGGAGGAUUCAUCAGUAUCUUCCCUGUGGUUGUGGCCCAAGUCGUCGGUAUCGAGCGCCUGUCUGCAGCUCUCGGAAUCCUCUACUUUGGAAACGUCGUUGGGAAUUUGCUGGGCGCCCCUAUUGCGACGGCAAUCAUGCAUGCACAGAACGGCAGGUACAUUGGCGCGAUCAUGUUCGCAGGGUUCUCACCCGUGCUGGCCGCGUUCUUUGUGCUCUUCAUCCGCUUCCGCAUCAACAAGAAGCUGUUCGCCAUCGCCUAG